Lagenorhynchus albirostris (white-beaked dolphin) is the source of this 855-nucleotide messenger RNA. RefSeq names its product heat shock protein family B (small) member 2 (gene HSPB2). The coding region runs from base 117 to 662 and encodes 181 amino acids. The transcript is spliced from 2 exons. The record is from RefSeq and is a predicted model, not a curated record. Gene Ontology annotation, biological process: response to heat; protein refolding. Gene Ontology annotation, molecular function: structural constituent of eye lens; protein folding chaperone. Lineage: Eukaryota; Metazoa; Chordata; Mammalia; Artiodactyla; Delphinidae.
UGGUGUAGACCCCGCCCCCACCUCCAAGUGCGCUGGGGCUCUGCGGCAGCUGGAGGGGUGCUGCUGCGCCUGCUGGGGCCGCACCUCGAGCCGGGGCCGCCGGCGGGUCUGCAGCCAUGUCGGGCCGCUCGGUGCCACAUGCCCACCCGGCCACCGCCGAGUACGAGUUUGCCAACCCGAGCCGCCUGGGCGAGCAGCGCUUCGGGGAAGGCCUCCUGCCAGAAGAGAUCCUGACCCCCACCCUCUACCAUGGCUACUAUGUCCGGCCCCGGGCUGUCCAAGCUGGGGAGGGCAGCAGGGCAGGGGCCUCUGAGCUUCGGCUCAGUGAGGGCAAGUUCCAGGCGUUUCUGGAUGUGAGCCACUUUACCCCCGAUGAGGUAACCGUGAGGACUGUGGACAACCUACUGGAGGUGUCUGCCCGGCACCCCCAGCGCCUGGACCGCCAUGGCUUCGUGUCCAGAGAGUUCUGCCGAACCUACGUCCUGCCUGCUGAUGUUGACCCCUGGCGGGUCCGCGCUGCUCUCUCCCAUGAUGGCAUCCUCAACCUGGAGGCGCCUCGGGGUGGCCGACAUUUGGACACAGAGGUCAAUGAGGUCUACAUCUCCCUGCUCCCUGCACCUCCUGAUCCAGAGGAAGAGGAGGAAGCCAGUGUUGAGCCCUGAGUGCCACAGAGCCAGCACCCUUUCUAGCUCCCGCGGUGAUAGGACUAGCUGCUCACCACCCCAGAGGUAGCAGCAUCCUUGGGGGAAGGGAAAAGUGCAUGGUCACAAUGUAUGGUUUGGUCCUUUGGGACGUGUCAUAGUGUUUUCAUUUAGUUUUGGGUGGAGUUGAAUAAACCCAAAUCUCAGGGCCUUA